AUGGCGGUUCUUCAGGUCCUCACGACCAGCGUUGCCGUGGCCCUCCUCUGGGUGGUAGUCGAAUCAAUCCGUCGUCUUUUUUUCCACCCUAUAUCUCACAUUCCGGGUCCCCGCUUGGCCGCUCUGACCUGGUGGUACGAAUUCUACUAUGAUGUCGUUCUUCCGGGCAAGUAUAUUUUCAAGAUCCAAGAACUGCACCUUGAAUAUGGACCGAUACUCCGUAUCACCCCGGACGAAAUUCACAUCAACGACGUUGGCUUCUUGGACACAGUCUAUACUGGAUUGAGAGACAAAUACGAGUAUCCAUUGCGGGCCUUGCGAGUUCCUGGAGGAGUAGGGGCCACAGCAGAUGCCAAACUCCACAAGUUGCGCCGUGAAGCUCUAGUACCAUUCUUCAGCAAACGGAAUGUUCUAUCUCUACAGCAUCUGGUUACAGAAAAGGUCAACCAACUAUCUGAGAUCGUCGCAAGUCAUGCCAAAGAAGAGUCGCAGAUCAAUCUAUCGGAUCUCUUUUUCGCAUUUUCUAACGAAGUUCGCGGAGAAAUUUCUGGAAUCAUGAAAGUGCAGUCAUCUGGGACUGAUGGAAAAAGCGACCGAAAUCCGACAGAAAAAGAAGCUGUCUACGAGUCCGUCUUGCUAAAUGAGUCCCUUCCACCCCAGGAAAGAACCUUGACCCGGUUGGAGCAAGAAGGUGCCCUCCUUGCCCUGGCUGGAACCGAAUCACCAUCCCUAUCUCUCAGCAUAAUUUUCUAUCACUUGCUUGCCAACCCGUCAAUUCUGGAUAGGCUCCGCACCCAGCUGGAAACAGUCCCAGUUGACGCCUCAUGGACCCAACUGGAAAAGCUCCCUUACCUUAUGGCAGUCAUCGAAGAAGGAAACCGUCUUUCAUUUGGUGUAACAGCACGUAUUGGACGUCGUGCAUACGAGGAGCUCAUUUUUACUCCGUCAUCUUAUGCCAAUACUCCUGGUACCGGAACACCUAAUACUGAGAAAUCCUAUAAAAUCCCGGCGCGUACGCCAUUGAGCAUCUCCACGCUUAGCGCACAUACCGCAGAAUCCGUCUUUCCGGAUCCAUUUACCUUCGACCCUGAACGCUGGCUAGGUGAGAGUGGUCGGGAGCGCAAACGAUUCCAAAUGGCGUUUACUAAAGGAAGCCGUAAAUGCUUGGGGAUCGAGCUUUCCAAUGCCGAGCUCUGUUUGGUCAUUGCGGCUUUGGUUCGCUCAUUUGAAAUGACCCUUUAUGAGACCGAUGCCAGAGAUGUCUCUUUCGAACACGACUAUCAAAUCGCGAUGCCGAAGAUGGGAUCUCAAGGUGUCAGGGCAACUGUCAAGUUCAGAGUUUAG
Messenger RNA from Penicillium angulare, 1344 nucleotides. Its product is annotated as cytochrome P450. Gene Ontology annotation, molecular function: heme binding; monooxygenase activity; oxidoreductase activity, acting on paired donors, with incorporation or reduction of molecular oxygen. Lineage: Eukaryota; Fungi; Ascomycota; Eurotiomycetes; Eurotiales; Aspergillaceae. The transcript has 3 exons. The record is from RefSeq and is a predicted model, not a curated record. The coding region runs from base 1 to 1344 and encodes 447 amino acids.